Messenger RNA from Triticum dicoccoides, 1196 nucleotides. Its product is annotated as alpha carbonic anhydrase 7-like. Gene Ontology annotation, biological process: one-carbon metabolic process. Bases 37 to 894 code for a protein of 285 amino acids. The transcript is spliced from 6 exons. The record is from RefSeq and is a predicted model, not a curated record. Lineage: Eukaryota; Viridiplantae; Streptophyta; Magnoliopsida; Poales; Poaceae. Gene Ontology annotation, molecular function: carbonate dehydratase activity; zinc ion binding.
CUUGCAGGCACACAACACAAAACACAAAGAAGCAAUAUGCGUUCAGCUCGCCACCUCCACGACGCGGUCUCGGCCCUCCUCCUCUUCCUGCUGCUCUCAGCCGUCGUUCCGGCGGCCAGAGCCCAGCAAGAAACUGAGGAUGAGUCGGAGUUCAGCUACGUCUACGGGGCGGAGAACGGGCCAGAGAACUGGGGAAAUAUCAAGGAAGAGUGGGCGACGUGCGGCACUGGGCUGAUGCAGUCGCCCGUCGACCUCUCCGACCGCCUUGCCUCGCAGGCGCCCCACCUGGGCUACCUCAACCACUCCUACCGUCCCGCCGAGGCCUCCAUGGUCAACCGCGGCCAUGACAUCACGGUGACGUUCCAUGGCGACGCCGGGAGCAUGUGGAUCAAUGGUACCGCGUAUCACCUCAGGCAGCUACACUGGCACACCCCCAGCGAGCACCGCGUAAACGGCUGCCGGUACAACAUGGAGCUCCACAUGGUUCAUCUUAGCGCCGAGAACAAGGCUGCCGUGAUCGGCCUCCUCUACAAGAUUGGCAGGCGCGACCAUUUCCUGCAUGAGCUGGAGUCUUACUUGCAGAGGAUGGCCAACACGAAUGAGAAGGAGGAGAACGUCGGCGUGGUUGAUCCUUGGGUCGCAAGGGGCGAUGGCGAAGCCUAUUACCGAUACAUGGGCUCCCUCACCACGCCGGGGUGCGACGAGGGUGUCAUCUGGACCGUCAUCAAGAGGGUUGCCACCGUGUCGAGUGAGCAGCUGAAGCUUCUCGCGGACGCCGUCCAUGAUGGCUUUGAUAUAAACGCGAGACCCCUUCAGAAGGUGAACGACAGAGAUAUCAGUUUUUUCUGCCCUGAUGAUCACCAUGAACGUUAUUACGCAGCCGCUGAUCAUUAAUUAGCUUAUACUUCAGCUGGCCACUGGGAUGGACAGUAUGCGCAUUAAUUUGUCGGCAACGACGAAGAAAAGCGAUGCCAGGGGAAAAUUUGCAACGAGAUGACUCUGCACCAAGCGGGGAUGUUUGUUAAUUCCAUAAUAAAGUUGAAGUCACGGACAUGUUCUUGCUGUUGUUUUCAAUACCUAGAUAACAAGACUCCAAUAUUUGUAGACCAUCUUAUUUGUGUUUUCUUUCUUUAUAUUUCAAUAAAAAGCGCAUCUCGGCGACUUACUUCUUCAAUCAUUGGACAUCUGAUUCAAUC